AUGACUUGGUCCCUCGAACGGCGGCACGGCACCACCACCACCUCUCCCUCCAAACCCCACACUAGGGCUCACCACCACGACCGUUGCAUACCCCCCAUAACCUUCGACAGAGCGACAGGCGGCCGACCUCCAUGCUCCACAUUCCCGCUCUUCGUCAAACUCCCAGUUGAACUAUACCACUCCGUCACAUCCCACUUGACAGAACCCGACUUGGAAUCCUUAGCCUUAGUUGACAUAGAUUGUUCACAGCUCGCGAGGACCGUACAGUUUGCGGAUGUCACGUUGGAUUUUAGUCUAGAAGCGAUGGGGGUGUUGGAGAAGUUGGCCGAGGAGUUGUGGGAGGGGGAGAACGAGAACGAGAACGAGGUCAAAGACGAAGACGAGGAUAUGAGCUCGUCGGAAGAGAAUCAGCUGAGAACACUGAGGAGAGGGGCUCGCAAAACCCGACUAAACCCCUGCAUCCGCCACCUCAAAAUCACCGAAGGCACAUUCGAGAUCCUCCCUCACGAAAUAGAAAAAUACCAAACGAUGUUCCCCCUCCUCUUCGGACGACACAGCAUUCGGUCAUAUGAAGACAUCCAAAGGGCGUAUUACACCUCUCUUUCAAUGAUUCUCGAACGAGGUCUUCCCAAUUUGUCGAGUCUAGAAUGGGAAACCCGAGGUACGAGGGCAAUGAUGGAUUUGACUUUGGGGUGUCUUGGGAUGAUAGCGGGGAGACCGUCGACAUCAGCCAGUCCUGUCCGACAGCUUUCAUUGAAUUUAGGGUACUUCACCCCUCGGAUAUGCCUCACGUCAAUGGAUGUGAAUCUAGAAACGGGAACCGGAUGCUGGGGCUGGGCACUGGAAACCUUGGUUCUGGAUGUGGGUUCAGCGGAUAACCCAGUCAUACCGGAAUCUGAAUCUUCGGAACACGGAGGGUGUGGGGGAUGUGGAUGCUUCGCAGUGGAUUUAUUGAGAUGUGUUUCGAAGAAUUUGAAGAGUUUGGUGUGGAAAGAUGCCGGGAGUCAUCACCAUUCGUUUGGAUACGGCGGUCGAACCAUUUCGUUUCCUAAACUCCAGUCGGUGGCUUUGGACGGCAUCAGAAUGAGAGAUUUUACAGUUCUUGAUGCUUUGUUGGGAGAGAACACGCGCGUCAACUGCCUCAAGGUGGAUGUGGAAAGUAUGACAGCGAGGAAUUUCCUGAACGAGCGAGGGCAUAUCACCUCUUUAGAGAGCUUCCACUGGACGACGAGCCGUCGAUCUAGGGAACCUUCAGCUGCAGAUGAUUCAAUUGCAUCUCUGCUUCCGUUCAUCUCGGCCAACGACCAGCUACGCUCCAUCAGCGGCAGCUCCCCAAUGUCUCCAUCGUUCAUCGAAGAACACCUCCUUCCCCUAGUCGUCCACCCCGCGAGUCUGUCGUCAUCGUCAAUUCCAUUCUUUGACCAGCUAACUUCAUUACACAUCGUCUGGAAUUCGACUUCCAUCCCCGAAUCUGCUUUACGCGUCAUCGGCUCCCUAAGGUCUCUUAACCGCCUCUGGUUAUCCGCCGGUACGCAGUUCGGGUGGAGAACGGAUUGGAAGGUUGACCAUGAACUCCUCGCUGAGACUCUGAAACCCCUCAUCAACCUCAAAACCCUCGUCGUCACGCGCGAUUCGUACGAAGUCAGAGGACAUCCUUUGUUGGACUGUAGCAUCGAGCGGUACUACGCUAACCGGGUGCUCCCCAAGGAGGAGGUGUUUGCUGAGUACCUGUCGCAAGAUGAAAUCGCGUUGUUGGAGAAGUUUUUCGGAAUGACGAGGGAUGGAAGUAUGCCGUUUGAGCAGGCCAGGGCGCUGCAUAGUAAGCUGUUGAAGACGGCAUGGGAGAGGUGGCAUCAGUGUAAGAUGGUGGAUGUGGUGAAGAAAUGUUAUGUAGUUGGCAUCCCGAGUUUGGAAAAAUGUUUUGUGGGGCAGUAUUGGUUUGCGAUUGAGAGACGAGAGAGGAUGGUGGAAGGGGGAUUCGCCUCUGCUGAUGAAGGAGCGAUAAUGAUUCUCCCUAUACAUGCUGCGAGGUGUGGAGUUGAGGGGGUGAACAGAUGGUGGGGGCUCUAG
Molecule: messenger RNA, 2070 nt
Organism: Marasmius oreades (fairy-ring Marasmius)
Lineage: Eukaryota; Fungi; Basidiomycota; Agaricomycetes; Agaricales; Marasmiaceae
Exons: 1
Coding region: 1-2070 (689 amino acids)
Source: RefSeq, a predicted model, not a curated record